GAUCCAUGCAGGGUGGAAAAUCCCCAGUCCUGAUGAUCCAUGGCUGAUGUGAGGCUUAGAAAGCUCAUGGCGGUGGUAAUGCUACACCGUCCCCAACAUAGUCAUGAUCUCAUCCUUUCACUGCCAGCCCUGGUGUGCUGUCUGCCACCUCUUUGCAGGGACCACUGUCAAAGGCAUGACAGCCCCUGCAUCCCUGACUCUCCCUGCUUGACACCCACAGAGACCAUGGCACUGCUGUCCAACACCAGCUCAAGCACUGCAGCCCCCCUCCCUCCCUCCAGUCCUGCAACCUCCACCCCAGAGAUGCCAAUGGAUGCCUUCACAACCAGUGCUGCUGCACCUCAGGGGAGCAGCCCAGCAGCCUCCAGCAUCACCACAGCACAGGAGAGGGGCAGCACAGCCCACAGCAUUACUGGGUUGCCUGAGCUGGGGCUCACCACUGGCACGCCAAAAGAGGUGGGGCUCACCACUGGCACCCCAGCUCCAACCUCCAUGGCCAUAACACCCAACUGUCCCAAGACAACCAAUGUCCCGUCUGUGGGGACCAGCACAGCCCUGGCUCUCAGCUCGUUUGGAGUUGAAAUGAGCACACUGCCUCCCCCCACCUCUGCUCUUCUCUCCUCCACUUGGGUGGGCACCACACUUGGCACCAGCACCCACCAAGGGCCAGCCACGACCAUGCUGCAGGGCAGCACAUCCCCAGGGAGCGGCAGCACCUCUUCUGCCACCACACCAGCACUGACAGACACUUCGAAGAAGCCCUUGACGACCCCAUCAGACACCACAGCCUCCCUCAUUACUAGCACAGUGGCCGCCAAGCGCACCCCUGCCCCCAGCCAGCCUGUCGUGAACACGGCCAGGACCACCCUUGGUACCUCCACCCUGGCAGCACCCAAGACUCCCAGUGCCACUGCAGAGACAACUGCCAUGGGUGUGACAGCAACCACGUCCCCAUCUCCCCCCACCUCCUCAAUAUCUAUGGAGACCUCGGCACAGCUGCCCACCACUGACUCCACCACUGCAGCCACCCUCUCUCCCUCCAGCCCUGAAACAGAAGCUUCCACCCCAGAGAGGUCCAGCACAUCCCCAGGGACUGGCAGCUCCCCAACUCCCACCACGCCUCCUCCCACAACAACAGCUACUUCAUCUGAGCCCUUGACAACCCUGGCAAACACCACGGCCAGCCCUGUUACCAGCAUGGAGGUCCCCCUGAGCACCCCCUCUCCCAGCCACCCGGCCAGGACCACGUCCAGGACUACCCCUGACAUCUUCCCCCCAACUAUGGAGUCGACUCCAGGCAUUGAGUUCUCUUUCCCCACCACGAACUCGACCCAGACCUCAGAGGUUACCCGCAGCACUCCUGCAGACCCGCCAGUGCCGCCACCCGUCUGCCCCACUGGCUCGUCCAACACCAGUACAUCUCGCCUCUUCCUAUCACUGCGGCUAAGCACCCCCCUGGACCUGGGCAACAGCACGGUGCAGGAGCUGGUGUUGUCCAAGCUCCGUGAGGACCUGCAGACAGCAUUCCCGUGUGCUGGCCUGUCACUGGAAUGGCGAGGGAAGAGGAGGCUUGGGGCUGCUGCUGUCCCUGUCAUUACGGAGGGGCCCUUUAGUGUGGGGACAGCUUAUCCCAUCACAGCAGAGAAUGAGGGGCACAGUGCCCUGGUGACAGGCACUGCAGACACAAGCACCACGGCAGCUGAUGCUGAGAUAGACGAGAGCAUCUUCACGAGGAGCCCCUUGAGUUCGACCUUCCCUCCUGGGGCUGAGCCGGACUCCUUUGUGACUGUGAUGAGUGAAUAUGGCCCUACAGUGCCAGCCUUGAUGAAUGUGACCAAGCCUCUUAACACAUCUCAGGGUAUCGAGGGGGGGUUGGCUGCUCCCACUACAGCCACGACUGCUGCUGCUAUCACUGCACAACACCCUGCUGUCACCCCAGAAGCAGAGUAUGAGGUAAUAGAGGCCACUCCUGAUCCCAUCCUAGACAUCACCCCAGAUGUGAAGGAAGACAUCCCUGAGGCUGUGACCAGAGGAGAAGAAGACAUAGACCUCACCAAUGGCAACGUGCCCCUCCCUACCACCCCUCCACCAGCAGACACCUGGGUGCCACAGCCAACUGCUGGUAGCCCCGUGGGUGUUGGUGUCACUGUGUUGCCAAGCCAAGGGCUGACCACAGCCAUGGGAGCAGUUGAGGAAGUCAUAACCCUGCCUGCAUCUAUCCAAACUGGAGCCAAUGGCAAAUCCUCAAGUCCCAACCCCAGUGCUGAGGAGCUGCUUACGACCCAGCAGGGUGGAGUGGUGAGCAGGAUUGAGGGCACUAACCCAGAGCCAGCAGAGGAAAUGGCCCCAGCUGCUGAGGAAAGUCCCUUGGUUUCAGAGUCUGGGGAUGCAGGAGAUGCAACAAAUGAUGAACUGGCCUCAGGGAUGCCGGCACCUUUGGGAGAAGCAUCCCCCCAUGCUCCCAUACCCCCCAACGCUGCCCCAGUGCUGCCUUCUGCUCCACAGAGAGGAAGUGCUGCAGAGGGGGUGUCUGUCAGCCCUGGGCUUUCCGCUCCACUCGCAGCACUUCCAGCUGUGCCCCUCUAUGGGUAUGGAGCAAGGGAAAAUGAUCGGGAGUAUGUGGAAAGGAGAGUGGAUUUUAAUUCUCCACUUUUCAAGCCCGAGACUGGAUUCCCAUUCGGGAGAACCCUGCGUGACUCUCUCUACUUUACAGACAAUGGACAAAUAAUUUUCCCAGCCUCAGACAAAGGCAUCUUCACGUAUCCCAACCCUCCUCCUGGCGGCUUCAAUGGCCAUGAGGAGGUUCCCAUGAUCGCUGUAUUUUGGGACAACGCCGACUUCUCCAGAGGUGUGGGCACCACCUUUUACCAGGAGUUCUCCACCCUCAACACGGCCAAGCCUCCGUUUGUCCGUGACGUGGAAGCGAAGGUUCGGCGGUACAUGAGGUCCUCCUACUCUGCAGCCUGGACCCUGAAAAUCACCUGGGAGAAGGCACCUGUCUAUUCAUCACGGACUGACACCCGGAAGACCAUCACAUACCAGGCUGUCCUGACCACUGAUGGCUUCAGGUCCUACAUCCUGAUGCUGUACCAGGACGGAGGGAUGCAGUGGGAUUACACCAGGCUCACUGCCACCAAUGUGCUCAUCGGCUACACCAGUGGGGAUGGCUUUUACCACAACGAUGACCUGAGUAAGAGACCUCCAGCUGCCAAAUAUCGCCCUGACCAGUUCAGGGGCUACAACACAGACCUCCGUGGGCUGUGGAUUUACAAGCUGGAGAGCCGUGUGGGCAUCAACUACCGGCUGAAGUGCCUGGCAUGGACGGGGCAGCAGCAGGAGCCGCGGACAUGGAGCCAGGGCCUGCCCACCUGCCCCUGCUCCCUGCAGCAAGGGCAGCAGGAUCCACGCUUCAAGAGCAGCCGUGGAGGUCGGUGGGCUGCCCGUGUUUCCAUGCUGCACUCGGCCUCCCCCAACCAGCACGGCGCCGGUGUCCGCUGCCUGUACGACAGCCAGAACCAGCUCAUCGAAGGGCGGCAGGAGAGGUACUGGAGGUCCUCCAGGCAGGCGUCACCCUACCGUGACCAGGAGCUGAAGCUGUAUGACUGGUGCUGCAACCGGGCGAGCAGUGCCCACCUCUGCGCCCGCUACAGUGAGAAGAGGCCAAAGAUUGGCUGUGAUGGAUACCAGUCACCUGGCAUGGAUUCCUCGGAGGAGGUAGAGAGAGACUCGGAUGAGGAAAUAGAUGAAGAUGACAAGUAA
Myiozetetes cayanensis is the source of this 3759-nucleotide messenger RNA. RefSeq names its product mucin-4-like. Lineage: Eukaryota; Metazoa; Chordata; Aves; Passeriformes; Tyrannidae. The transcript has 17 exons. Gene Ontology annotation, biological process: cell-matrix adhesion. The record is from RefSeq and is a predicted model, not a curated record. Bases 40 to 3759 code for a protein of 1239 amino acids.